AAUUAUAGUACCUGUAAAUAUAUCAUGCAUGUAUGUAUGUAUAUUAUUAGACAAUGAUGCAUAGAUUUUAUAAGAUAAUACUGAAUAGUAAACAAACCCACUCGACACGCCUAUUUUUGUAUUUACAAAACUUGUAUGCCAGUCAGAAGUUAAUCUUGUAACGUUAUGAAAAAUGUUUUCUUCAAUAUAAAACUUGGCAACUCGGCCAUAAAAGUAUGUCAAAUUUGCGCAGCUGCGUUUGCAGUUUUUCAUCUUGGCCGUUCAUUCGUUUUCUAAGGUCCAUGUUAAAAUGUUGUUUAGUUUAUGUUUUUGUGCACAGCAAUGUGAUGUUCGUUUAUAUUAAUUUUUGUUGGGCUUUAAUUUCGAGUUAGUGAGCUUAAUUUUAAUUUAUAGUUAUGCAAAAGUGAGAAUAUAACCGGUGCUACAAAAUUGACGGAGGCGUUUUUACAGAAAAAAAAAAAUCAAAAAUGCAGUGAAUGCGUAAAUUGUUUACAGAUUUAUAGCUCCUUGUAAAAAGAGCUCCAGUUACAAGGCAAAGAAAAAAAAGUACAUAAUUGGUGUGACGACAGCUGUAACUGCAUCCAUGAUACGUUGAUGGUUAAAGCACCGCGAUUGAAAUAAAUAAAAGAUCAAAUUGAGAGAAAUGUGGCACAAACAUACCCAGGGAGAGUGCUACAAACAUGAAAAUCUGCCUAAGAAAAAACUUUUAUCAAUGACACCAAAAUUUCUGUGCAAGCUGUAUUAUCUUAUUGGCGUGCUGUUCCUGCCGCUUGUAACCUCAGGUCAUAAUUGCCAGCAUUUGCACCCCAAAGCUCAUGAGGUGAUUCAUGGCGUCCGCAUUGAAAUGGCUGGUUCGCCGCAUUCACAUCAGAGUACGCACGGCUUACAAAAACGCAGCACUAAUGCCGCUGAGCAACCGCUGCGCAUCCUACUCUUCUACGACGAGUCUGUUUACAGAUUAGAUGAAGAUAAGUUCGAGUUGAUCAACAACACAGUAUUACCAGAGGCUGUACAAUUUUGGGAACAAGCGCUAAUGGUGCGCGAAACAAAGGGUGUAAUUAGGCUUAACAGAAAAUGUAACAGUACGCAAGUGUUUGUGAAAAAUGGGCUGACGCAUUGCAUCGAUAACUGUAAAAAGGUGACAAUGUGCGGAGAGGUUGAAGUGCCAAAGGAACAUUUAGAUGUUUGUCGCGUAUGCAACGCCACCGGACAAAAUUGCCGAAUUGACGAGUCUACACAAGCAGGUGAUGGCAUUGAAAAUGCAGACUUUAUAUUUUAUGUGUCAGCACGGCAAACAGAGCGCUGUCACAAGGGUCUAACGGUUGCUUAUGCAGCACAUUGUCAACAAGAAGCCCAUUUAGACCGCCCCAUUGCGGGACAUGCCAAUCUGUGUCCAGAGAGUAUAAGCACAAAGCCGCAGGAACUACAGACUUUAUUGUCGACAGUGAAGCACGAAAUUCUGCAUGCGCUUGGGUUUUCAGUCAGUCUCUAUGCGUUCUUUCGUGACGAUGAAGGCCGACCCAGAACGCCACGCAAGCCCGAUACUGGAAAGCCUUAUUUAAAUGAAAAACUGCAAAUUCACCAGUGGAGCAACGAGACAAUAAGAACAGUGGUACGUGAAAAUUGGUCAGUACGUGGUGGUCAUGUUCGCAAGACGUUGGAUAUGAUGGUGACACCGCGUGUCGUGGCCGAAGUUCGCAAACACUUUAAUUGCCCAAAGCUUGAGGGUGCGGAGUUGGAAGACCAAGGAGGUGAAGGCACAGCAUUGACUCACUGGGAAAAGCGCAUUUUAGAGAAUGAGGCAAUGACAGGAACACAUACGCAAUCGCCAGUAUUUUCACGUAUUACUUUAGCAUUAAUGGAAGAUUCUGGUUGGUAUCGUGCCAAUUACAGCAUGGCGGCGCCGCUUUCAUGGGGAAAAGGUCUUGGUUGCAAUUUUGUUAUGCAAAGUUGUAAGGAUUGGAUUCAAGCUAAUAAUGGAAGUACGAGCAAUGAACGCGAGAAUUGGCUGCGAGGUCGUUCAAUUCAUCCGUUUUGUUCAAAAGUAAAGCAAGAUCCCUUACAAACUGAAUGCACGGAUGAUCGCAAUUCGGUGGCGCUGUGCAAUUUAAUACGGCAUGAUUACGAGUUGCCAAAGAAAUAUCAGAAUUUCGACAGCAUAAGUCAUGUCAUAAGCGGCGAAGAAGGCUAUUAUGGUGGAUCCGUAUCAUUGGCAGAUCACUGCCCCUACAUUCAAGAGUUUACGUGGCGCAGUAAAAAUGUAAUUGUGCGCGGCUCACAUUGUCGAUUUGUCGAGAAUAAUCCGAAACCUGAAAAGAAUUUCGCUUUGGAGAGUUACGGCAUCGGCUCGAAGUGCUUUGAUCACAGUGACUUUAUGUGGGAAGAGCGAUCAUGUCAUCAGACGCGUGAAUGGCAGCACUGGGGUUCAGGUUGCUACAAGUACAAUUGUACCGAUGGUCGUCUUCAUAUACUGGUGGCCAAUUACACCUACACUUGUUACUAUCCUGGUCAGACGUUAUCAAUACGUGUGAAUGCCAACGACUGGUUGCAUCGCGGCNAAUAAAUAUCC
This is a messenger RNA of Rhagoletis zephyria (snowberry fruit fly), 2569 nucleotides long. It is a transcript of the gene Invadolysin, whose product is annotated as leishmanolysin-like peptidase, invadolysin. The record is from RefSeq and is a predicted model, not a curated record. Gene Ontology annotation, cellular component: cytoplasm; membrane. Lineage: Eukaryota; Metazoa; Arthropoda; Insecta; Diptera; Tephritidae. Gene Ontology annotation, biological process: cell adhesion; proteolysis. Gene Ontology annotation, molecular function: metalloendopeptidase activity.